This is a messenger RNA of Durusdinium trenchii, 942 nucleotides long. The record is from the annotation of a GenBank genome assembly. Lineage: Eukaryota; Dinophyceae; Suessiales; Symbiodiniaceae.
AUGCUGGUGGAAAGGUCCGAGGCCGGGCACUGUGCCUUGAUGGAAGAGAGACAGCGGGAGCUCUCCGAUGUCCAACGCCUUCGACGCGAGCACCGCGAGGCCAAAGAGCAGCUGGUGGCCUUGCGUGCGGAGGUCAAUCAAACAAGGGCAAACGCAGAUGAGAAGCGCCAGCGUUUCGAGCGAAUAAUCUCGGAGCAACGAGAACAAAUAGAAGCUUUGCAGGAGGCAAACGGCCUCGCGGAGAAAGAAUUGCAGGACCGGGGUUCGCAGUCUUCGGACGUGGAGACGGCAUUAUUCUCGUGCCUUCAGGAACGAACUUCACUGCUCCAGUUCUUGGUGGAUUUGCUCUCUGCCUUGCAGACCUUGUUCUACGACCCUACUCCUUUCACGCGCUUGCGCAUGCGAUCUCCUUCACCAACACCUGGCGGCGUCAAUUGUGCUGGACGACGAAGGGCAGCAUCCAGGGAAACCUUCCACAGGCACUCUGGAUGCUUUGCAUGUGCUUCAAGUGACUGGGUGCCGGGGGCUGGCCCGGAACGCAGCCUCAAAGACUUGCAAGUCUUUGGAGGUGAAGAUCUGAAGGAGCUUUGCAGUGCUCUCGAGGGGGAGAUCGCACAGGCGUCGCAAGCCCUAACUGCGCAGGUGCAGCGGGUGAUGGCCGAGGCAGAGCAGAGCGCGAGAGCUGUGAGCGCUGCGCAACAGCCCGGGCAGCAAAUGCGUGCUUGUGGUGCUUGGGUGGAUCAGGAGAAGCGACGCAAGGAGAAGCAAGGUCUGCCUGCAGAUCGCGCAGUGCCAUCUGUUGAUUGGAGCGAGGAGAGGGCUCAAUAUUUGAGCAUGACCCGCGCCAUGGAGACCAAGUUCGCUCAGCUCAUCAAGCUUCGACGCCUGCUGCAGGCAAAAUUCAAUGCAGCCAGAAAGAAGGUGCAGGUUGGAAAGUACUGA